AUCUUCUUCUUCAGCAAUCGCUGAUUUCUUCUGAUUAUCUAUAGGAGAUUAAAAAUCCUCACAGUGACGCGCACCCCGGGACCGUCUGUCAAAGCUGGACAGUCCCGGAUUUCAGCUGGAUGACGACUAAAGAGAGGCUGCAGGAGGGACCUCAGAUGUUUGCUGUCAAGAAUAAUGUGUGUGCUCGCUGCUGUGAGCUGGAGAGGAGCAAAGAUAAAGCUGAACCAGCAGGGGAGAGCUGUGCAGGUCGCCUGUCCACCAGAGAAGCUGGGCCGUGCCUGUUUUGCCGUCAGAGAGGUGAAGCACAAGAGGGCAAGAAUUUUUCACCUCCCAGAGCUCUUAAUGCAGGGUCCAGUCUCCAUAGAGACCCUGUCUGCAAGAUAAAGACAUCAUCAGUCACAGGCUUCCUGAGAUCUUCUCCACUGAGCGAGACGAGUCUUCCUGCAGAAUCAUCCACCAUUCAAGUGCCAUUGAGAUUGCAGAUCAAAGUAUCCGGCCAAAGUGGUCGUUUGGGGAUCAGCAUCGCUGGUGGAAAAGGUUCUCUGCCUUAUAAAGAUCAAGAUGAAGGCAUUUUUAUUUCCAGAGUAGCUCAAGGAGGGCCAUCUGAAAAGGCUGGGGUCCAUGUUGGAGACAGAGUACUUGAGGUCAACGGCGUCAGCAUGCAGGGUGCAACCCACCACGAAGCAGUUGCUGCCCUCAGGAAUGCUGGGUGCUGCAUUAAGCUGAAGGUGAUCAGAGAACGGCUGCCGCCCUCAGACAUGUACGUCCCGGCCGUGCCUCAGGAUCCACCGGACCCGGCUGGUCGGCCACUGUGCCAGAUGAGCAAACAGUCCCAGCUGGAGGAGUCAGAAAAAUGUUUGCCCAAGAAGAUUGAGGCUGUUGUCUGCAAUGGGAACAGUGCCUGUGAUUCUGACAAUGAUCUGAACAGAACCCUGUCUGAAAUCGAAGCAGAGGAAUUAAAAUUGGACUCACUCAAAGAGAUGAAUCAUAUAAUGUCCAUCCCCCGGAUUAUACUCACUCACCCCUCUACCUCAGAUGAAGAUGUUGAGCUCUUGUCACAGAUUCCCAGAAGACAGUGGCUUCGUGACUGACAAGCAGACCAAUGUGGGCACUCUGGAUGUUAUGAUGGGGCUUUUCACUCAUUUGGAGCCCAUUUUGGAGAUUUGUGGAUGCAGUACAGGGGCCAGUUGUGGUUCCUCUUUCUUCAGGGAUAUACAUUGAAGCAUAGGAGUUUACAUUCGCUCAGCAUGGGCUUGUUAACCAUAUUAAUUUUAGGAUUUUGAGGAUUUACUUAAGACAUUUUUAAACAUUUGGACUGAUAAUACAAGAUACAAAUGAAUAGAUUUUAGAAACAAGAAUCUGAUGCAAAAGUGUACAUUUAUAGCAGAUUUUUUUUUUUUAUCCAGGUUCAAUUGUAAUACAUCCCAUUUAAUAUUUAGAUGAAUGUUCCUUAGGAAAGAAACCUCAACCAACACCCACAAUAAAGACUUUUUUUGUUUCCUGCCACAGUCAAGACUUUUAUCCACUACAUAAACUUAUUGCUACCAGGCUCUAUCUAUUAUAAAAAUUAUGUUUGAAAUCAUUUUUAUUUUGAUAAACUCAAAAAUAGAUGCAAUAAAAGUUUUUUUCUAUUCUAACUGUGCCCAAGUUUAUAUGCAAUGAGAUUAUAAUAAUGAAUCUGGACAUUGCGCUGUUUCUGAAUUAACCCUCCCAUCAACAUUGAAACAGAAUCAUAGCAUAAUAUUGCCAACACCAUGCUAGGCAGCUAGUACAUUAUGAUGUGUAAAAGUAUUAGCUUCAUUCCACUUGCUAUAAUUCUGUGUAUGUUGUGUCAUUAUUCAAACUUCAUAGGAUGCACCAAAAGCCUGAAAAUAGCUGCAAGUCCACCGAACACUCAUGGUGAUUUUUAGCAUAAGCAUAACUUAAGACUACCAGUGUUGCUACUGGGGAUUACUGUAAAACCAGUGGAAUGUAUUUUUAGUGUCAGCCUUUAGAGUUGAAUUUAAGUCUUUUGUAAACUGACAAAAAAAACUUUUUUUUAAUAGAACCAAUUUGUGAAAGUGAAAACACUUGUUUUGUUUGUCAAACCCAUUAAGCAAUGACUGAUGUUUGCUAUCUCUGUGUUACAGCGCUCUGCAAGAUUUAGGCACCUCACGCUUACGUACCUCAUACUGUCAAGUGUUUCUACCCCUGACAGUGUGAAGAUUCUGACUUUUUUCAGUCUGCUGAGAUGAAAUCACUCAUUGUUGAACAGAUUGCACGGCAGGAAGUCUGAUCUCACUGAAGAAUUACUUUUCGUCUUCACAUUAAAGAUACAGUAAAUGAUGUCACCUGAGAAUAAACAAUGCAGAAGAAGAUAAUAAAACAGCUUUAUAUUCACUUCAGAAGACAAGUAUAUGUAAAUUUUAAAUGCGGUUUAUACUUAGCUUUAUU
Poeciliopsis prolifica (blackstripe livebearer) is the source of this 2433-nucleotide messenger RNA. Its product is annotated as disks large homolog 1. The transcript is spliced from 7 exons. The coding region runs from base 120 to 1091 and encodes 323 amino acids. The record is from RefSeq and is a predicted model, not a curated record. Gene Ontology annotation, molecular function: protein binding. Lineage: Eukaryota; Metazoa; Chordata; Actinopteri; Cyprinodontiformes; Poeciliidae. Gene Ontology annotation, cellular component: adherens junction.